Scomber japonicus (chub mackerel) is the source of this 1902-nucleotide messenger RNA. RefSeq lists its product as uncharacterized. The transcript is spliced from 10 exons. The record is from RefSeq and is a predicted model, not a curated record. Gene Ontology annotation, molecular function: metal ion binding. Lineage: Eukaryota; Metazoa; Chordata; Actinopteri; Scombriformes; Scombridae. The coding region runs from base 31 to 1110 and encodes 359 amino acids.
ACUGCCAUAAUAAAGAGUUCAAACUGCAGAAUGGCGUCUGCCUCCGCAUCUGACGAUUUUUAUGAGAGUGACCAAUUGGGCAGUGAUGAAUCUUCAGAAGAAGAAUCCGAUGAUCAGGACGAUCAGGAUGAACUGGAGGGUUGGGAUGAUCAGGAAAAUCAGAGGGUGCCUUGCAGGUAUUACAACAGAAGUGGUAAGUGUCGGAGUGGUGACAGGUGCCCUUACCUGCACGUUUGCAAGUACGCCCUGAAAGGAAACUGCCGCAAUGGAUCCAACUGUACGCUGAACCACCUCAGAGGUGAAAGAGCUGCCUCUGGUGGAAGCAACAGGGCUUUAGACGAGUCAACAUCUACAGACGUAAAGCUUACUGAUGGCCGAAGCUACCAGUGGCAGCUGAAUGAUGGAGGUGGCUGGGCGGAUAUUGAGAAUAAUCACAUCAUUGAGGCCCAGUACAGCCUGCCCCACACCAAAAGCAUUAAAAUCUACAACACACCAUAUGGGGCAGUGAGUAUAGAUUUUAACAGGAUGAAGGUGUAUGGAAAGAGACUGAGGGUUAGACGUUUGGAUGAUGGUAACAAUGUGUGGAUUUGGUACUGUACCUUGAGUCGAAAGUGGAUCAAGUAUGGAGAGAAGGAUGCAAAGGGGAACCCCAGUCCUGUGAAGAGCGCUGACAUAGAGCAGAAGUUCCAGAGUAACCCAUCAAGCUCUUAUACUUUCAACAAGGGUGCUGAAACCUUUGAGAUUAGAUUCAAAGAAAUGCGACAGGUGGGUCAAAAGGGAAAGAGGAAAGUUACUCGUCGUCCACAGUAUCAACAACAAGCAGGAGCAGCAGUUUCUCAAACAGCACAAGGUUUACAGAGCCUUCAGGUGGGCACCACACCACAAUGGCAGUUUGAGGGAGACAGUGGAAAGUGGCACACCUUCAAACACAGGAAAAGAACUAAUACUGAAUGCUCAGUAACCAGCGAUGACAUUGACAGGAAGUACCAGCAAAACCCACAAGGCACAAUGAUCUUCCAAGUGAAGGGACAAUCCUACCAGCUGGACUUUGGAGCGAUGAUCCAAACCAACUUGAAGACCAAUCAUUCACGCAGGAUCAGACGUGUGUAGGAGAGGGUAGUAAAGAGGACGCCAAAGACUUCAGGAAGACGAUUGUGCAAUACCGUACUCUAUGCUUUAAUCAGAGAUUCAUUUAUUGUAUUUGUUAAAGAGAACACUUUUCAUUGGUAGCUUUCAAUAGGUUUUGCUGAUAAUUGGCCUCUUUAUGGGAAAUCAAACAUAGUGUUUACAUUAGAGGGGAAUACAUGGUGCUAUUCAAUUAUCCUGUUGAGUUGGUUUUCAUAGGGUUUAUAUCAAAAGCCAUUAAUGUUUAUUAAAACUAUGCAAAUACUGCCAACUAACUAUGCACUCAGAUAUUGUACUGUACUGUAUUGUACUGUUUUGUUUUGUUUUGUUUUCUCGAAAUAUCAGUUUGAAUUGUUGACAUAUGACUUACUGCACACUGCCAUACCAGAACUAUGCAAAUCAUUUAUGGUGCAACAGAAAUAGACUAAUACUGCUAAAAUGAUUAGACAUAAUAAUGGUUGUAUUCGUGUAACACACACAUUGCCAAACCACACAAAGUGCAUAUUCAAAGCCAUUUACUAUGCUGCCUUUGCACAGGUGUUUUGAAUGACAUACUUUUGAAACCGGUAACUCAGGUGUUUAAAUUCUGAUAUUAAAAUAAUUGUGAUUGUAGAUGCAUAAUUCUUCACUUUGAUCAUUUUGACUCAAGUUGGAGGUCCAAUCAUAGGUCUUAUUUUGUGUCAUACUAAUGUAUUCUGAUAAGGAACUGACCUGCGUUAUCUGCACUGAGCUGGGAUCCUAUUUACUUCUCUGUAAUGGAAAUCUGAAGAAAAAUAA